This is a messenger RNA of Amborella trichopoda, 981 nucleotides long. RefSeq names its product thymocyte nuclear-like protein. NCBI's taxonomy places the organism in Eukaryota, Viridiplantae, Streptophyta, Magnoliopsida, Amborellales, Amborellaceae. Gene Ontology annotation, cellular component: nucleus. The record is from RefSeq and is a predicted model, not a curated record.
UUGCGGGAACAAGUGGCGCGCAUUUCAAAUUUCGAAGCAAUCCGUAAUCUGCCGCUAAUAGAUCUUGGAGCAGAGCACGAUGGAGAAAGGAAACCGUGUCGUACGAAACUCGGAGCUAUCUUCUUCUUUAUAGGGGAAAGAAACAGGAGAGAGAGAGAAAACACUGCAGAGAGCGAGAGUUAGGGUUUUAUUCUUUGCAAAAGGGAAAACGCAGAGAGAAUUGGGGCACAGAUAGAGAGAUGGGUGAGCUUCAAAACCGCAGAUACUGGUUACUCAAGACCGAACCAUCAGAGUGGUCAUGGGAUCACCAAUCAGCCAAUGGUGGUCUCUCCAUAUGGGAUGGUGUUAAAAACGCUCAAGCGCAAAAAAACCUAAGAGCCAUGAAAAUCCAUGACCUCUGCUUCUUCUACCACUCUGGUUCGAAGGCCCGAGAAAUUGUGGGCAUUGUCGAAGUUUUGAAGGAAUUCUAUGACAGUGAGAAAGAAGGUGAGCCAGGAAUGGUUGAGGUGAAGGAGGUGGCUCCGCUAAAAAGGCCGAUAAGUUUAGCGGAGAUGAAAGGGGAGGAGUGUUUGGGAGAAUUUGCUCUGUUCAGGCAGCCAAGGUUAUCUGUGGUCCCUGUUCCAGAGGGCAUUUGGAAGAGGAUUUGUGAAAUUGUGGAAUUUGAGGAGCCAGAGCCAGAGAAGGCGGCUUGAGUUGGAGGUCUAUCUCUAGAUAUCUAUAUGGGUUUUUUUUGAGGUACCCUUUUACAGAACCCUCUCUCCUGGUUUUGGGUUCGCAUCUCUGUCUCGGCCUUUUACCCCUCUCUGUUUAUGUUUAGCUCUGGUUUUCGGCGUCUCUCUGUAUUUACAUGAAUAUUUGGUUUGGUUUGGUUUGGUUUUGGGGUGUUUUUAUUUUUUGUUACAUGUAAUUUUGGUUUUGGGUGUUUGCUUCUCUUACUCUCUUUUCAAAGAAAAAGAAUUGGAUUUUGAGUCAUUGAGCAAC